Molecule: messenger RNA, 5905 nt
Organism: Heteronotia binoei (common prickly gecko)
Lineage: Eukaryota; Metazoa; Chordata; Lepidosauria; Squamata; Gekkonidae
Gene: DCP1A
Product: decapping mRNA 1A
Exons: 10
Coding region: 131-1852 (573 amino acids)
Biological process (GO): deadenylation-independent decapping of nuclear-transcribed mRNA; positive regulation of catalytic activity; deadenylation-dependent decapping of nuclear-transcribed mRNA
Cellular component (GO): P-body
Molecular function (GO): enzyme activator activity; mRNA binding
Source: RefSeq, a predicted model, not a curated record
AGCAGCAGUUUCCAGUCGGCGGAGGGGAAUAUUGCGCUGGUGACUCCCCGCUGUUGGCUCUUUCUUGGCCUUCCCCGACUUUCUCCCUUGUCUUAGCUGUAAUUAUUGGUGCCGAAAUCCCGGAUCCAAAAUGGAGUCUUUGAGUAAAGCGGGGCAAGAGAUGAGUUUGGCAGCCUUAAAGCAGCAUGACCCCUACAUCACCAGCAUCGCCGACGUGACUGGCCAGGUAGCCCUGUACAGUUUCAGUCCCAACGCCAACGAGUGGGAGAAGACUGAUAUAGAAGGUACUUUAUUUGUUUAUAAGAGGUCUGCUUCUCCUUAUCAUGGCUUCACAAUUGUGAAUCGACUGAACAUGCAUAACCUGGUUGAGCCUGUAAACAAAAACUUAGAGUUUCAACUGCAUGAACCUUUCCUCCUCUAUAGAAAUGCUAAUUUGUCAAUUUACAGUAUCUGGUUCUAUGACAAGAAUGACUGUCAUCGAAUAGCAAAACUCAUGACUAAAGUGGUACAGGAAGAAGCUCAGCGAUCACAGGAUAGAAAAAGUCCAAGCAGAACUAAUGGUUGCAGUGAAAACAGGUCAAUUGAUAUCCUAGAGAUGCUUAGCAAAGCCAAGGUUGAAUAUGACCGGACUCAGAAGAGCGAUUUAAGUUGUCGAGUGCUGCAAAGUACAAAGACUGAAAAUAUGGAGAUUGCAGAGCUUGGAUCAUCAGUGUUACAAAUGCAAGACCAUUCAUGUCCAUCCAUCCAUAAACAUCUGACAGUAGAAGAAUUGUUUGGAACUUCAGUAUCAAAGGAUACCCCUGCAAUUCCUUAUUACAACCCAGAAAGAACAGAGAAGUUACAGAAUGAUGCCUCGUGCAGAGAACACAAUUUCCUCUUACCUUUUUCAUUUGAGCAGUCAACAGUGAUCCAUCAACCUCUGGGGAAACUGGAUGGCCCAGGCUUCAAGAGUAGCACUUGUACUUUACUGCAGCAGGAAUGUGUGCCUCCCUUGCUAAUUGCUCCACCUCCAGUUUCACAGCCUGAGAUAAAUAAGGUUUCAAACUGUACUGUGCAACUGAGUCCUGUCCUUAAUUCAGCCUCUGUAGUAGAAGCUCCUUCUGUUCAAAUGCUUCAGAGUCUGCAUACAAGCAAUAACAUAAUGCAAGUAAUGCAGCAAACAACCAAGCAAGUGUCUUCAUUUGGGAGUCAGCCACCAUCUGACACUAACCAUGGUCCACAAAAUCUAAUUCCUAGUCAAAACCAUUUUAUCACAUCUUUGGCUGCAGCAAAUACAGAAGCUUCAAAUGUAACUCUUCCAAAUGUGGACCUUCUUCAAAAACUCAGGUUGACUCCACAACAUGACCAAAUGCAGCAAUCACUUAGUAAAACUCCAGCAGCCUCUAACUUUUCUUCUACAGUUAACCAACUUGCAACACCAGAUUGUUUCAAGGAAUCUCACAUGAAGCAGCAAGCUCUGACUGGUAAAAUGCUUCCACCUACCCAGACUACACAGCAAGGUAAAGAACUCGAGACGUUUCCACAUCCCAAAGCUUUGUCCAAGGCAAACCAAGUAGCUUCCCCACAGUUUGUUCCAGCUACAACCACAAUGGCAUCUUCAGUCCUCUUGUCACCUAGUGUUUUCCAGCAGUCAUCUGUAAAAUCGUCUGAAAUAGAAAGCAAAGUUGGCUCUUCUUCUCCUCUUACGCUUGGAGUCACAGAGGUUCAAACAUUACCUCCAACAAUUCUCAAUAAAUCUCAGCUUCAAGAAACUUUAAUACAUCUAAUAAAGAAUGAUUCAAACUUUCUUAGUACUCUUCAUGAAGUUUAUUUACAAGUCUUGACCAAGAAUACAGAUGGCAUCAAAUUGUAACAGAAGUUUUAUUCACUUCCUCUGACCUCCUGUCUGCUCCAGAAACAAUUAUGCCUCUUCUGUAAAACUGUUUUUAAAGAUUGUGGAUUUUUCCCCCUUAAAGUCUUAAUGUUCUGACUUUAGGGAGGCAUUGUUUCUUAGAGGAACUUCUGUAAUGCUCUCAGAGGUAAUCUAGGUUUCACUGUGAUCAUCACCAGCAGGGUUUUAUUUCUGUGUGGGAAAAGUUGUCCAGUUGUUUAAUAGCACAUUAGUUUGGAGGGGCUUUAAGUGAGUAAAUUAAAAUGAUUUGGUUCUCUAUUUUUUUUCGCUUCUGAAUAAUUGGGAUAAAUGUGAUCUGAGCUGUAUAUUUAGCAGCACAGUAAAGAUGACUGAAUUUGUAAAAUUGCCUGCUACUGGAAAGAGAUGUGGAGAGACUGUCUUUAGGAAUUGGGGGAAAUGGACCUGCAGUUUUUAAAGUUGUUUUAUUUUACCCUGGAGUUGAAUGAACUUAAUGAGGAUAAUGGAUCAAGAAACCAGUUCCCAUAGAAUGCAGAGAUGGCAUAGGUGCUUCAUUUUGCAGAUACAGAAUCAAAACAGGCUAUCAACUAUUUCUUAACUGACUCUCUGUGCAUUUAUUUUUGAAAGUUACUUUUAAAAGGAACAAACUAGGAAUAGAUAGAACAUGAGUGCAGUCAUUUCAUUGUUCUGUCCAGGUAAAGUGCAAAUGUUGGAGGAGGUUUGCCUUUAGAAAAGAUGGAUCCGUUCUGGGGAAAAGCAUAUACAUGUUCAUUUAUUGUUAAAACUAGGCAUAUUCAGUCUGCCACUCACCUCUUGGCAGGGUGUUGCACAUAAUUCUUAUAAGAUUAAUAUUCAUAGUAUACCACUGUAAAAGUUCAAGCUUCUUCCCAAAGGAAGUCUGCCUCUGAUUUCUAAUGGUUUUAUAUGCUGCUAUUGGAUCUCUCCAUGACUUAUAUUUAUUUCAUUAUGGCAUGUGAUGGUAGCUAGCAAUACUUUAGUGUAGAAUAAAUCUCAAUUUAUUCAAGCAAUAGUAACUUUAAAGAAUAAGUUUUUUAAAAGUAGAAAAGUCUUUGUUUUAUAUUGUGAACAGUAAAUUUUCUAGUGAAUUUAACCAGUCAAUAUGCACUGCUUAUUUUUCAAAGCACUGCUGAAAUUGGAAGAAAGAGCAUUGUUUUGGCUCUGCACAUUACAGUGUUUCUUUUAUGACUUACUGAAAUGGCAAAAGUUUGCAAAGAAGCACAGCUGGCUCUUGUCCAAGCGUCAUACCAUUCAGUAGAAUUUGGAGAAAGUUCUGGGGUAGGCUGAUGCACCUGUUUAAUCUUAAUGUAAAAUGAUGAUAUCACUGAGGUGCAGAUACUUUCAUUAAUUCAUCAGCCGAGUUUUAAUCAUAACUCCACACAAAUCAGUGUGUUUUGAUAUAACCAGUAUGUUGAUUUUUUAAAAAUCUAUCAAAAUAGGUACUUGAGUUUGAGCAGUUUUAUUGGAUAUAUGUUUGAUUUUAUUUAGUAAAAUCUGCCUUUGAGAGAGCCCCCUUUUCAAGCUCUAAAUUCAGUGUUUCUAUUUAAACAUAGAAUUUUAUAGUAGAAACAUAUGCAUAAUUCAGGGAAAUAAACAUUGAUAGUGACAUGCACGUUUGACUAAUUUAUUGGCUUUAAUAAUAAAAUUGAAAUGAAUCUCUGCAGGCUUUAUAAGCCCAUGUUAGAAACAGGAGAGCUCUCUGGUGGUCACUUGUUAGAUACUUAAUAGUGCAGCAUGAUGGGGAAAAAGCUUGUCUAUCUUAGAUAUUCAUUCUGAUCUUAAACCUUCUCUCAGAAAGAACACUAAACUAGAACAGUAAUCUUAAGUGCAGUCCUAAGAAGAGUUACAUUUCCAUUGAUUUCCUUAGACUUAGAAGGAUGCAGCUCUGCUUAGGAUUGUACUGUAGAAUACCUUUUCGGCGGCUGUAUCAUUGGAACCAAAUAUCUCAUGUUAUGUGUAUUGAUAUUAAAGAUUCAAUAAAUGAGCAGUCCUUAAUUAAUUUUAUUUGGGGGGGUACUUUAUCAACCAUUAACAUGAAUUUAAUAUAUAUUAAACAUAAUGCUUACGUUGAACUUUGUCACAACCAUUAAACCUGUCCAAAGACCUGCCAAAACUGAACUAUGAAGGGUUCCUUGAUAUUGAAUGUACUGUAAAGGCCCUGUGUUUUCAAGACUUAGAGGAAAAGGGAAUAUUGCUUUAAACAGUAAUGAUAUUUCCAUCGUUCUAGUGUACUUCCCCCAUUUAAUAUUUUUGCAUUGUAGCCUCAAUUAGUAGCUGGUAGAUCAGAGUUCUCAAUUGUUUAGCGUAUGUAUAGCAUCCAAAAUAGUUCUCCAUUUCCAAAGAGGAUUUUGUUAGCUAGAAGGUCAUUAGUUACUGGGUAAACUUGUUUAUGCAAAUAUUCUGAUCUUUGAAUUUUACGCACAUUGAUGUUACAACUUUCAUAGCAGACUCAAGCUGGAAGAACAGAGGUGUCCUACACAAUAUAAAGCACUGUUAGUAACAUUCGGUGUACCACAAUUGUGCUCUUAUUGCUUGUUAUGUGACAGACAUUUAACCAAUUGCUUUGGGAGGAAAAGAAUUGCUUUGGGAGGAAACUCGGCUGUAAAAUAAAAUGACAAAUGUUUACAAAAACUAGAAACUGCUGGAAAGUUCUUGUUUGAGUACCUAUGUUUUCUUUAGUCAGUGCUUGGUUUAACAUGAAAACAUAUUUAUUCUUGUUUCUUGCAUGUAACAAUAACAAAUACAUAGCUGUUCCAUCUAUUCAAGAUGUUGUUUUGGAAAGGUGCUCCUUAUUCUCCCUUGUAUCCCAAGAAUAAAGUAUUUAGACUAUAUCACAAAAUAGUGAAUAUUUAUCUAAGCAUGUAUUUUUCUGUUGCCUAUAUGCAGCUUUAAAAAAAUUCUUAAUAUUCGUCUACUCAAAAGUGGCUUUAAAAUUUGCAAGGUUAUUCAAAUACUUACUGCUGUUAUGUAAGUAAAGGCUAUUACAUCAAUAAUAUAGUGUUGUAUUAUUAUGUGCCUGACAUAUACUUUGGGAACUUACCUUUCAAAAUAGUCUGUGAAGGAACUGAGUUAGAUGAAACAGAAAAGCUGUUUAAGUUCUGUUUCAGUAAUAGGUAUGAGAUUUCAAAUAUACUAAAUUAUAAUUUUUCCAGUUUGCUCUGGUUUAAUAUGUUCCUGAAAUCCACCAAUACUGCAUGUGGGCCAUUCAGGAACUUCUUUUUUUUUUUUUUAAAGCAUUUAAUGGAGAGUGUUUUAAUGCAAAAAGUAUUGGCACAAACAGCCGCCUUUUGUCAGCUACCUGAGUUGCUUCUUAAGCAUAUCUUAAAAAGAGGAGUGUGUGCAAUAUAUAUUUCACCUCAGUUUUUUUACAUCAUUGUGAAAAUGUUAAGAUGCAAUAUCUUUUUAAGUUGGAAAAAAAUGCAAUAAACUUCCCUUGUAGUUUGGUUUUUAACAGUUUAACAGAUGGGCACAUGGUAGUUUAAAAUGCACACUAUACUCAGUGUCUGAGUUUACCGUUUUGAUUUGCACUCGCAUGUUUGAGAUUUUGAGGUGCUUUAGAUCUUUGGCAUUUUAAGUAAUGACCUUUGGAAAACAAUAGGCAUGAUCCUAGGCAAUUUCACUAAGCUCAGCAGUCUGAUUUUUUUCUCUUCCCCACUUUGGCAUGCAUAUAAAAAGUGUUGUGGGGAGGGCAUUAGGGGAGAUGGAAGAUCUGUGUGUGCCUUGGUUUUGGUGCAAAUUGCAUUCCUGUGCAUAGACAGAAGGGGAUGGUGGAAAAUAAGGCUCUGAGCCUCUAGGAUUUCACAUAGAUGUGCUGCAGCUGAUAGGAUCAUGCCCAGUGUUAUCUGAGCAUUAAAACAAAACUAUAGUGCAUUGGUAACAUUUCAGUAAUAUGUAUGUAAUUUGUACCAUCUUAUGUUGACAAAUAUUAAGUUAUUGCAUAUGUUUAAGAACGAGCAUUUUUCAUUGAAAAUUUUGUAUGUUUGCAAAUAUAUUUUUGUAAUAAAAUUUCAAAGACAAAUGUUUGAGUACCUCCUAAAA